ACAGGUCUCCAUGCCCAGUAGAAUUAGAUGUCCAACAGCAGCUCUAUCACCCAGUUUCUCCUCCUGGCAUUGUCAGACAAGCGGGAGCUGCAGCUCUUGCACUUCUGGCUCUUCCUGGGCAUCUACCUGGCUGCCCUCCUGGGCAACGGCCUCAUCAUCACCACCGUUGCCUGGGACCACCACCUCCACACCCCCAUGUACUUCUUCCUCCUCAACCUCUCCCUCACUGACCUAGGAUCCAUCUCCACCAUUCUCCCCAAAUCCAUGGCCAAUUCCCUUUGGGACAACAGGGCCAUUUCCUACACAGGAUGUGCUGCACAGCUCCUGUUCUUUGUCUUCUUCAUCACAGCAGAGUAUUGUCUUCUCACCAUCAUGUGCUAUGACCGCUACGUGGCCAUCUGCAGACCCCUGCACUACGGGACCCUCCUGGGCAGCAGAGCUUGUGUCCACAUGGCAGCAGCUGCCUGGGCCACUGGGUUUCUCUAUGCUCUGCUGCACACAGCCAAUACAUUUUCACUGCCCCUCUGCCAGGGCAAUGCUGUGGGCCAGUUCUUCUGUGAAAUCCCCCAGAUCCUCAAGCUCUCCUGCUCACUCUCCUACCUCCAAGAACUUGGGCUUCUUGUGGUUAGUGCCUUUUUUUUAUUUGGCUGUUUUGUCUUCAUUGUGGUGUCCUAUGUGCAGAUCUUCAGGGCAGUGCUGAGGAUCCCCUCUGAGCAGGGACGGCACAAAGCCUUUUCCACCUGCCUCCCCCACCUGGCUGUGGUCUCCCUGUUUAUCAGUACUGGCAUGUUUACCUACCUGAAGCCCUCCUCCAUCUCCUCCCCAUCCCUGGAUCUGGUGUUGUCAUUUCUGUACUCCGUGUUGCCUCCAGCAGUGAACCCCCUCAUCUACAGCAUGAGGAACCAGGAGCUCAAGGCCACCCUAUGGAAACUGAUUUCUUGGACAUUUUUCAAGACUGAGAGAUUUAGCACCUCUUUCCACAAAGGACUCCCACUUUAG
Apus apus (common swift) is the source of this 999-nucleotide messenger RNA. Its product is annotated as olfactory receptor 14A16-like. Bases 28 to 999 code for a protein of 323 amino acids. The transcript has a single exon. Gene Ontology annotation, molecular function: olfactory receptor activity; G protein-coupled receptor activity. Gene Ontology annotation, cellular component: membrane. Gene Ontology annotation, biological process: G protein-coupled receptor signaling pathway. NCBI's taxonomy places the organism in Eukaryota, Metazoa, Chordata, Aves, Apodiformes, Apodidae. The record is from RefSeq and is a predicted model, not a curated record.